Cercospora beticola is the source of this 2194-nucleotide messenger RNA. RefSeq names its product Acl4p (gene ACL4). NCBI's taxonomy places the organism in Eukaryota, Fungi, Ascomycota, Dothideomycetes, Mycosphaerellales, Mycosphaerellaceae. Gene Ontology annotation, molecular function: protein binding. The record is from RefSeq and is a predicted model, not a curated record.
ACACAGAAACUACUCACAUCCCAUUCGUCUUCCCACAUGGCCAAGAAGACUACCAGGAACACCAAGCGCGACAAAAAGAAGAAUCCCAGCAUGGCAAGCACGCAGUCGCCUGAACAGCUCUACGCGACUGCCCUCGAGCUGGUCGAGCAGUCUCAGCCGGCAGAAGCACUGGUCGUGGCCAAGCAACUCUGGUCACACGUCAAGAAUGGAUCCGUGACAGAAAAACUGCCUGCGGCAACACUGCUAGGAGAAAUUUCCAUCGAACUCGGGGCCGCAGAUUCGGCCCGCGACUACUUUGAGCAGGCUGUGCAACUCGACCCCGAAGGCAGAGUCCCAGAGGCCCUUGGUGGCGGCGCCGAGAAAUUCCUGUGGCUGGCACAACUGUGCGAGGAGGGUGGGAAACAGAGUGUGCAGUGGUUUGAGAAGGGUGUCAAGGCUUUGCAAUUUGAGAUCGAGGCCCUGGAGAAUGGAACGGGAGUGCCCCCGGGGGUCGAUCAAGAGUCUUUGCUGCUCAUGCGCGUGGAGAAGAAGCGAAAAUUGGCCAAUGCUCUUUGCGGAAUCGUGGAAGUGUACAUGACAGAUCUAUCAUGGGAGGAUGAUGCAGAAGCUCGCUGUGAGAGCUUGGUGACUGAGGCGAUGGGCAUCGAAGAUGAGACGAGCGCAGAGGUCUUACAGACGUUGGCUUCAGUUCGCCUGUCACAGGAUCGCCGUGAGGAUGCUCAGGCUGCACUCAAGCGUUCGUUAGCCAUGUGGGUGGAUCUUGAACCAGAGGACCCGGCAGUACCUGACUUUCCUACCAAGGUCUCACUUUCGAGACUACUUAUGGAGGCCGGCCUCGAGAGUGAGGCAAUGGAGGUUCUGCAUCGUCUCAUACAAGAAGAUGACCAGAGUGUUGAGGCGUGGUAUCUGGGAGGCUGGUGUCAACAUCUCCUCGCCCAACGUGAGAAGACCAGCACAGAUGCGAAUCAUUCAGAAGCAAUGGACACCGGUACUUCCUCGACGGAGAAGCAGCUUCAUUUGCGUGCGUUGAAGGGCAGCCGCAAAUGGCUCAAAACCAGUCUGAAGCUUUACAAACAGCAGGAUUACGAAGACGACAGACUUUUCGAUCACGCACAAGAGCUUGUGCAGAAGCUGCAAACGAUCCUGGGUCCUGAGGAUGAGAACGCCGAAGCAAAUGGAGAUGAUUCAGAAUGGGAAGGCAUAGAGGAUGGUGAAGGCGAGGAUGCAGACGAAGAUGAGGAUGAGCAAAUGCAAGACUCGUAAGUCCAUCGGCCCCUCCGAACGAUGCUCUCGUGGGCGUCCAACGCUCAGUCGAAUGCUGGGGAACCGUUCGUCUGCCUUCGGCUUCAAACAAGCGAUUCGAUUAUCCAUCAGCGCUAAGCGGCUGGAGCGACGAGAUCUAGAUGCUUCCAAUACACCCGCGCCCCGAGAGACUCAGAUCGGAGUGAAAAGGGCUAUGCCUGCCAGCUGUGUCCGCCAAUCACAUUUUCGUGCAAAGUAUCAGCCAAUAGUCUGAGAAGCUGAUUCAUAUCAGCUGAAGAGCUGGAGCCGAAUGUUACACGCGAUAAACGCGCAAUACUGAUCUUGGCGAUGUAUGACAUUGUCGCUGCCAAAGCGUCUCGAAGGAAGGCAGACAGAAUUCUCAUGUGAAUACUACUAGGACCUUGUUGGAGCUCAUACUUUGCGGCGUUGCCGAACUGGACCUCAAGGUUUUCCCUCUACCAAACAUGAAUUGCUCCGCAGGCGACUUUGAGCUGCGAGCUGCGAGCUGUCAUCCUCCAGGCGCACGGCUGGGGUUGCACGACCGACUGGACGUUGAGAAGAGGCGUAUGUCAGUGCAGCUGCCCGUCAUCAUGCCCGUGGCGACGAAAGCAGAUCUUCUCCCUUCUGUGUGCUUCACCGUCGGACAUUAAAUGGAUAGUGCGCAUGUCUCGGGCAUGGCCACAGCAGCGAGAAUUCGAUUACUGGUAUCCAAUGAACUUCCUCCUCUCUUUCCUACUGGACCUCGUCACUAGUUCCGAUGGGGAGCAGGACAUCUUCGCCUGCGCACACAUUUCUCACCAUCACCAUCUCAUGAGAAGCUUGCGUGCCUGUUUGAACCCACUGCCAUAGCUCGUGUGGAUCGUGUGUGCCGUAUGAGACCAAUGCGCGGAUCACGAGCCCAGUUGUCCAGCACGAGAUCUCAGAAUCCCGA